Rhineura floridana is the source of this 3769-nucleotide messenger RNA. It is a transcript of the gene ZRANB3, whose product is annotated as zinc finger RANBP2-type containing 3. The record is from RefSeq and is a predicted model, not a curated record. Lineage: Eukaryota; Metazoa; Chordata; Lepidosauria; Squamata; Rhineuridae. Gene Ontology annotation, biological process: replication fork processing; DNA repair. Gene Ontology annotation, molecular function: ATP-dependent chromatin remodeler activity; endonuclease activity; zinc ion binding. The transcript has 21 exons. Bases 219 to 3578 code for a protein of 1119 amino acids. Gene Ontology annotation, cellular component: nuclear replication fork.
UUCCCUAGCAUAUGCUCACGAAGGGACAGCGUGGAGGAGGGGGGGAGUUAUAGUGAAAGACGAUGAAUGCAUAAGCUUGAGAAAUACUAUUUCCUGUAAGAGGGAAACAGGACUUCUUUGCAUUUCUCUGCGUUUGGCCAUAACGGUACUGGGGUGGCGGUGAAUGAUUAUAAACACGUGGAGGCCCACCAUUUUAAUCUUUUUCUCCCCACGCGUCCAUGCAGACAGUCUUUUCGCUGAACAUGGCAACUGUCAUCCAAGAGACUUGCACGUUUCAAACGUCUUGUUCAAAUUUUGAUGUUAUUAAAGGACUGUCUUACCUACCUGAAAAGUUAAAAGAGAGACUGCUUCCUUUUCAGAAGAAAGGAAUUGUGUUUGCAUUGGAAAGAGGUGGCAGGUGUAUGAUUGCAGAUGAGAUGGGCUUGGGAAAGACUAUUCAAGCAAUAGCUAUAUCUUACUACUACAGAAAUGAAUGGCCUCUAUUAAUAGUGGUGCCCUCCUCUCUGAGGUACCCUUGGGUUGAUGAGAUAGAGAAAUGGAUCCCCGAACUCUGUCCAGAGGAUAUAAUCAUCAUUCAGAAUAAAACUGACAUUUGGAGAAUACCUUCAAGCAAAGUCACUGUGCUAGGUUAUGGCCUGCUAACUUCAGAUGCCAAGACUUUAAUAGAUACUCUAUACAAACAAAACUUCAAAGUAGUAGUAGUUGAUGAGUCUCACUACAUGAAAUCCAGAAAUGCAGCUCGUAGCAAGAUACUGUUACCAAUUGUACAGAAUGCCAUUCGGGCCAUUCUCCUCACUGGAACCCCUGCUUUAGGAAGACCUGAAGAGCUUUUCAUGCAACUUGAAGCACUUUGCCCAAGAAAAUUUGGCACAUGGCCUGAAUAUGCAAAGAAAUAUUGUGAUGCACGUGUGAGAUUUUUUGGCAAAAGACAGCAGUGGGACUGCAGAGGAGCUUCAAAUUUAGAUGAACUGCACCAGUUGCUAAGUAAUAUAAUGAUUAGGCGUCUGAAGAAUGAAGUUUUAACUCAGUUGCCACCAAAAAUCAGACAACGGAUUCCUUUUGAUCUUCCUCAAACUGCUGCUAUGGAAUUAAAUGCUAGCUUUGACGAGUGGGAGAAAUUAAUGAGGGCUUCAGACUUAGAUUCUACAGAAAGUGACUUUGUCCAGGUGAUGGGCCUAAUUACACGCAUGUUUAAACAGACUGCCAUUGCCAAGGCAGGAGCAGUAAAGGAUUAUAUCAGAUUGCUGCUUGAGAAUGACAAACUGAAGUUUCUAGUCUUUGCUCAUCAUUUAAGCAUGCUUCAGGCUUGUACCGAGGCAGUGAUAGAAAGCAAGGUUCGAUAUAUUAGAAUAGAUGGAAGUGUACCUUCAGCAGGAAGGAUAAACCUUGUCAAUCAGUUUCAGAAGGACCCAGAUACUAGGGUGGCGAUUUUGAGCAUUCAGGCUGCUGGUCAGGGUUUAACCUUUACUGCUGCCACUCAUGUGGUGUUUGCUGAACUAUACUGGGAUCCUGGGCAUAUUAAGCAAGCGGAAGAUAGAGCACAUCGGAUUGGACAGUGCAGUUCUGUGAAUAUCCAUUAUCUCAUUGCAAAGGGAACACUGGAUCCUCUUAUGUGGGGAAUGUUGAAUCGUAAGGCCAAAGUUACAGGCACCACUUUAAAUGGCAAAAAAGAAAAACUGCAGGCACAAGAAGGCGACAAAUCCAAAUGGAAUUUCCUGAAUUUUGCUGAAGCCUGGAUCCCAAAUGAAAGUAUAAAUGAGAUAAAGCAUGAAGUUUUAUUCACCCAUUUUGAAAAGGAAAAGCAGCAUGAUAUUCGUGCCUUCCUUUCACCAAACACAAAUGCUGAAAAAAAGCGAAAAAUUGCUUCUGGUGAUAAGUCUCCAGGCUUCAGUCCAGAUUCUUCUCAAGCCUUGAAGGAAGAAGACCUGGAGAAUGGUGAAUAUUUGGACUCUGAGGGACUAAAUAACAAGGAUGCACUUUGUAGAGAAGCAAAGAGACCAAGAGCUUUACUGCCAUCUACCCCAAAGAGUUCUAAGAAAGGGAGGAAAUACUUGUUUGGAAAAACAAACCAUUCAUUUGCAGAAGAAACUAUCCCAGAAGACUUGGGCACACCGUUACCUAAUUCAAGCAAAGGACCUGCUCCUGAAGCAACUUGGCAUUGCAGUCUUUGCACUUACAGUAAUAAUUCAUUGCUGCCUUAUUGUGAAAUGUGUGAAUCUCCUCGGGGAAGAAAUCUUAUACAGAAUAAAAGUCAAAUCAACAAUUCUGUUUCUAUUGGGAGUGAGGAAGAAAACGCAGCCCAAGAAGUUGCAAAUCUUAGUGAUGCAAAGAGAGCCAGUAAAGGUAGCCAGAGGACAAACCCAGAGCAAGCACUGGCUGGAGUGUCUGGUGGAGCCAAGGAAGAAGCAACUCUUGCCACAAAUGAGCAGUUUGACUGUUGUGAGCAAGAACUCAGAGUAGAGCAUGUAGAGGAUUCAGAAUCCUUCCCAGCAUAUUGUGGCCUGAUGUUCUGUGCAAGUAGAAAUACAGACAGAGUUCAUGUCUACACAGUGGAUGGAGAGCCUCUGUAUUGUAACUUCAUUCCAUUGGAUAUAAAAUUAGAUAGCUGGGAAGAUUUACCAGAGUGCUUUCAACAAAAACAGAACCGUUCAUUGAUACUGAGAUUUGUAAGAGAAUGGAGUGGUCUAACAGCAAUGAAGCAGAGAAUUAUCAGGAAAAGUGGCCAGAUAUUUUCUAGUCCCAUUCUUGCUUCUGAAGAGAUGUUGUCUAAACAGCAAUCCAAGCUCAGCAGUACCAAACGGUACAUGACAAAAGAGGAUGUUGCCAACGCUUCGCUAAGGAAAGCUGACUGCAGUGGAGGCACUGUUCGUAUAGUUACCAAAAAAUCCACAGUUGCUUUAAAAGGCCCCACUGCUUCUGCUGGAAGCACGGACAAAAAUUCUACCAAGUUGGCUUCAGAAGAUGGGAAUUGCCAGGUCCUCAGAUCAGACUCCAGUCAGGUUGAUUCUGUUGAGGAGGCUACCUUAGGCAAAGGCUACUUGCAGGCUGUAGAUAAUGAAGGGAAUCCAUUUUGUCUCAACUGCCAAAAGCCGACAGUCCAGAUUGACCAGAAGUCCAUCUCAACUGCCUGGGACACACGGUUCUGUUCUCAUAAGUGCCAGGAUGACUUCUUCUUCCGCACUAGCCAAAGUUACUUGAGAACUAAAGUAUUUGAGAUAGAACAUGGGGUUUGUCAGAUGUGUAGUCUAAAUGCCCAGGAACUCUACCUCUGUGUCAGAGAUGCCCCAAAGAAUCACCGUAAAAGUCUUCUGGAGAGCUCUUGGAUGUCCAAGCUUCCUUUAACACAGCUAAAUGAAAUUAUACUGAACCCAACUGAAGGUCACUUCUGGCAAGUGGAUCAUAUCAAGCCAGUCUACAGGGGGGGAGGACAGUGUUCUCUAGAAAAUCUUCAGACGCUAUGUACAGUUUGUCACAAGGAGCGAACAGCAAAGCAAGCCAAGGAAAGAAGCCAAAUGAAGAGACAAUGUAUCGCUUCAAAAUAUGGAUCUGAUAUUACCAAUUUCUUUGUGAAAUUAUGAGGCUUAUGCAUAGCUAACUAACUGAUAUAUACUUUAACAGGUUAAUUUUUGAUUGAAAAUCCCACUGUUAGGUUCAUUCAUCGUGUGUAUGUAUCUUUUACCCAACUUUUACUAAGGCUAGAAUUCUUAAUGUCACAUAAAUGUUGGAAAACUAGACAUACAUAAAUAAAUUCACAUACCACUCCAUGAAA